This is a messenger RNA of Aspergillus calidoustus, 810 nucleotides long. NCBI's taxonomy places the organism in Eukaryota, Fungi, Ascomycota, Eurotiomycetes, Eurotiales, Aspergillaceae. The record is from the annotation of a GenBank genome assembly.
AUGACAACCCCAACCCAAGAUCAGAUAAAAACCCUCGAACAAUCUCGCCAACGCCUCGUACAACUCACCCACUCCUUGGGUUCUCUAAUCACAAGUCUAAACCAAUCUGAUCCACUGCCAUCAUGGCCCUCCCUGCAAUCCCAAGCAAGCAUCAUCUCCUCAAACCUGCUCACGCUCUCAACACACCUCUCCGAAAACCACGAGCUACUCCGGAGCAUCUCCGCAUACCCCGCCCCCGAAUUCCCAACGAAGACCCACGCAAACACACUCGAGCAAUUGCUACGGACGAAGCUCGACCCAAGAGUCGAUGACUGGGUUUCGCGCGGACGAAAGGGGGAUGCGAAUGCGCUUGCGAGAUCGGGUAGUACCCCGUCUGGUGGCGGGGCUUCGUCGGCUAUUGUUGGUGGCUUCGGGAAUGGAGGUGCGGCGGGGUUGAGCGAGGGGGAUCUCGCGGCCUUGUGGGAGUGGGCGCCUGUUGAGGCGAAUAUGGAGGCGCGGAGAAGGGAUUGGGGAGGAGAUUUUACGUUGGAGGAGAGGGAGAGGGGAGUUCAGGGGCUUGCAGCGGAGCUGGGGCUUAGGAGGACGUUGGAGGAUGAUGAGGGGAGUAGUGAGGAGGAAGAGGAAGAGGAGCCGGAUGAGAUGGAGGUUGUUGGUGUGCGGAAGUCGAUCACUGGGAGUGGGAUUGAGUUUGAUAUUGCGCCUUCGGGGGCAGGCGCUGAAGCUGCCGCACAAGAGAAUGCCGGACCCUUGGUGCCGCUCGAUGAUAUCUUACGGUAUAUGACUACGGGAGUUCUCCCGGGUCAGCGGUGA